Molecule: messenger RNA, 3661 nt
Organism: Paramecium sonneborni
Lineage: Eukaryota; Ciliophora; Oligohymenophorea; Peniculida; Parameciidae
Source: the annotation of a GenBank genome assembly
AUGAAAAAGACAUCUAAGAGAUAAUCUACAAUAUAUCGAUAAUCGAUAGCAAUGUCUGAAUUUUCACAGUCAUUAUUAGAGAAAAAUGAUGUUUUGGCUUAAUCAAUACAAAAAAUAGUAAAAAAGCUUACUCCUUAAAGCAGAAUAGAGAAAGCUGAAAGACAUAUUUAUGAUGCCUAUUAUUUAAGAGCCAUACGUAAUGAUAUAGAUUUAGUAAAUAAAUAAUAUCUGAAACUAUUAUGGUAUUUGGAGAACAAUCAAUUUUGGAUUAAUGGAUUAUUUAUUUUGUCCAUCAUUUAUCAAUUAAUGACAUUUUUUGAGCCAUCAUUUCCUGAUGAAGAUAAUGUGGAGAAUCCAAGUUUAUUCAUUUUAGAAUUUAUUAUCUUGAUGUUUAUGGGCAUAGACUCAUGUAUAACCAUUAUUUUAUUAUUAACAAAGAAAGAAAGCAGAUUUGCUUUUAAUCCAAAAAGAUAAUUUAAAUUGAUUGUUUAUUAUUUUUGUUUAGUUGAUUUCAUAAUACAUUAAUAUGAACCAACUUUUAUUAGAGUUAGCAAAAUAUGCAGAACUAUGUUAAUGCCAAUGUAUUCUAAAGAUUUAAGAAGAAAUUUAAAAGGAAUUAUGAAAGCUUCUAAGGAUUUACUACUUUUGAUUAUGCUAUAUCUAAUUGUAAUUUCGCUAUUUUCUUUUAUUGGGAUUAAUUUUAUUGGUAGAUUAGAAAACGUUGAUUUGAGAACUUAAGAUUAUGGCGAUUUUUUUAAAUUUUUUUCAAUGUUAUACAUGUUAGCAACCCUUGAUUUUUAUCCUGAUAUUUUGAUUCCACCUAUGUAUUAAGGAAUCUAUUAUUGUUUUUUCUUUAUUACAUAUUUACUACUAUUCAUAUUUUUAUUUGCUCCAAUUCCAUUAGCAGUUGUAUAUGAAGGAUUUAGAAAUCAUAGAAUGGAAAUUGCAAUAAGUGAUAUAAUAAAAUAAAAGACUGCUAUGAUGGCUAGUUUCAUAUCUUUAGACUUUGAAGAUUAAGGAUAUUUGACUAGAGAUUAAUUUAAAAAUUUUAUUAAUCAUUUCUAUAAGAACACUAUAAGUGAAUAAUAAAUAAACUUAUUAUUUAAUUAAAUUGAUUAGGAUUUUAAGUAAUGUAAUUAUAACAAUGUAGUGAUAAGGUUUAAUUUGAUGAAUUUCAUAAAUUUCUUCAUUUACUUCAAGAUGCUUCAGUAGUCUCCUUACCAGAAAUUAAACCUUUUGUUUGUUGGGAAUCAUUUAGAAAUUACCUUAUAUCUAAAGGUUUAUUAAAAUUAGUUGAAGGACAUGUAAUAAUUUUAUAUACUAUUUCAAUUUUAGAUAUUUGGAGUAUUCAUGUUAGUUAUUACUAUUUCUAAUUGUAUAUUGAUAGUUUUAGCAUUUUUUAUUGAAGAUUAAGAAAUCCUUGAUAUUUUUAAUAUUUUUGAUACUGUAUUCUUGGUUCUAUAUUCAUUAGAAUGUCUAAUUAAAAUUAUUGCUCUAGGAAUUAAACCAUAUUUCUAAGAAUAAUGGUAUAAUACUAUUUUUAUAAUAGGAAUAUUUUUGAUAUUACUUUGGUAAUUCUCUAAAUAAUAUUUGAUUAUAUAUUAUUUAAUAUCGUCUCAGAAAAUAUUGCUUAAUCAAUCAAAGCUAAUAGAUUAUUGAGAUUGGCUAAAAUUUAAAAAGUAUUCAGACUUUUUAGAGCAUUUCGAUCUAUAAAAAUAAUAAAUAUUUUAUUUGAAGGUUUAUAAUUUUUAGAUUUAGUUAGAACUUUAUUAUACAAAAUAAUAAUUUGUGUACCUUUAAUUUUAAGGUUAAUGUUACCUGUACAAAUGGUAUUCUUUAUUUAUUCUUGUAUUGGUAUGUAUUUAUAUGGUAAAAUUCAAAAUAAUGAAGAUAAUCCAUAUGCAAACACAUAAUGUGAUGUUAAUAAUUUUGAAUAUUAAUGGGGAAGUUGUAAAUAUGCAGACUUUUCUACUUUUGCAGGUUCAUAUUUAAUGAUGCUUUAAAUGUUUAUAGCAGCUGAAUGGAAUUAAAUAGUAUUUGAAUUAACAUAUGACACUGAUGAUAUGUUAUCUGCAAUGUUAUUUGUGGGUUCUUUUGAAUUUUUUUCAAUUUUUUUGUUAGCUUUAAUAGGUGGAUUGGUUUGGGAAGUUUUUGUAAUUGUGUCUUAAUCUUUGAAAUAAAGUGAAGAUCAACUUGAUCCUUUAGAAAAUAAUUUAGAUGAAAAGUAAGAAAUUAAUAAUUAAGCAGCUAAACAUGAUAAAAAAAAAAAAUCAAUUUUAAAUGAUGAUAAUCCAGUUGAAAUUAAAUUUCAUCGUAAAUUUAGAAUUGAUAAAAUAAAUAAAACAUAAAUUUAGAUGAAUAAUGUAUAAUAAUAUCAAGAAGAUGAUAUAGUAAAUGAUGAAAGACCUGAAUUUCAUAUUUCUUAACCUUGUUCAAGAAUAUACUUUCUAUGACAUGGAGGUUCAGGUAGAAGAGUUGCUCCAUUUUAAAAUUUAAAAAUUUAAAGAUCUGAUGUAAUUGAUCAUUAUUUAAAGAAUUUUAUCACAUUUGAAAUGUGGUUAUAGAAGAAAUAAUUAGAAGGUUUAGAUAUCAAUAAAUUAGCAAUUGAUUAUAUGAUUCAUUUAAGAAAUGAAAUUAAAAAGGAUGAAAUUUUGUAAAAAAAAAAUCUUAAUAUUUCUAAUCAUCAUUUAUUAAUUUAGAAUGCAGUAUUAAAAGAUGCAUCUGAAAUUUAUAUUAAACAAUAAGAAGAUAAAUUUUUUAAGUCAUCCUUCGGCUAAAAAUUUGAAAGAAUAUAAGAACUCAAAUUUUAAAGUAAAUUUAAAAUUGAAAGUAAAAUCAUAUUUUCUCUAAUGGGGAUUCUUAAAUUCCCAAAUCCAAAUCUUAAAUAUUAUUUCUAAAUCCUUAAUUUAAUAGAGAAUUACUUUACAUACUAAUUACUUUCUGAUUAUUCUUUUUUUAAAUUAAUUCAUUAAGUCAAUAAUAAAUGGUAUACUAUUAGUAUUGAAGAUGGAUAAAUAUUUUUUUAAAAAGUAGGUAAUGGUCCAUGGGAAUACUUUGAAUAAUUAUUUUAAGAAAGCAAUAUGAGAAUAUGUGAAAAUAUGUCAACACUAUUUGAAACUGGUAAUCAAGAAUGUAAAAGAGCAAAUGAAUAAUUUAAUUUGAGUGUUAGAUCUAUUGCAAAAAAGUUAGAAAUAAAUUUAUCUUCAAUUGAAAUAAAUAAUUCAUGUGUUCUUUAUUAGAUCAAAAAUGAAAAAAUUAUUAAUAACGAUAUCCAAUCAUUUAAAAUUAAGAAAUGUAUUUUUCAAAUUUAUCUAAAUUAGCCAAUGUAACUUCUGAAGAUUAAUCACCUAAUAAUCAAUAAUAUGUAUAUUUGGACUCCUAACAUUAAUCAAAUGCAUUUCUUAAACUUAACCAAUCUCCAAAAAUAGAAACAAUUAAUUUAGAUGACCAAAAAUAUGUUAGUCAAACAAUAUUGUUUACAAUAGCAAGAACUUUAGCAUAAGAAUAAAGAAUUAAAUAUUAAAAUAUUACAAUGCUCACUUAAUUCUUAUAAGAUGUAGGAAGAGUGAUAGAAAAUUAUAGUUCUACCUUCUUUUAAUAAAUAUACAAUCUUUAUGAAUUGAGAAAUUAAGACAAAAUAAAGAGCAUUCGUAAAUUGUGA